This is a messenger RNA of Lachancea nothofagi CBS 11611, 1014 nucleotides long. NCBI's taxonomy places the organism in Eukaryota, Fungi, Ascomycota, Saccharomycetes, Saccharomycetales, Saccharomycetaceae. The record is from the annotation of a GenBank genome assembly.
AUGCUACAUAAUGCCGAAUAUGCUGAUUGCAAAAGCAAUAUGGACAAACUAGAGACUCAGCUGCUUAUGGAUCCUUUUUCUGCCAAUGCUGCUACUUUGAUCUCAGAAUAUGCGGUCCUCGUACGAGUAAUGGUCGUCUGCGUCACACAAUUUCACCGUGGCCUUCGGCUUACUUGGUUCAAAGGUGGCGAGCUUAAAAUUGAUCGCCAAUCUGGGUUUCCAUUCGCCAAAGAAGCUGCUGAUCAAGUAGCGGAUGUGGUCAGGGCCGUAGACUUCAUCACUACGCUUGAAAAACGGUUUAAAAAAGCUCAAACUCAAAUGCAUUCGGAGUUUCGGGCACAUCUCAAAGACCUUCAGGUCGAAGGCUACGACAAAUACCGCCGGGAAGUUAUGGAAAUUCACGACCGAUCAACAAUACCAACCGAUGGGGAGACAUCUUCCCACCACGAUGCUACUAGCCCAGAAUCGAAGAAACAUGCAGUUUUGUCUACGAACAGAAAAAUAACAUCCUCGUUGGUUCGUACAAGCCACAUGCUGCGGAGUUCGGUGCUGCAAAGUGAAUUGAACAUUAGUGAACUACAAGAUCAAACCAGCUCUCUGAAUAAACUCAAUGAUCGGUUCGAUUCUUUGACUGGGGUGCUAACCACUUCAUCUAAGAUCGUGAAGGUUAUUCAAAAUUCCUCCGGUCAAGAAAGGCGACAGAUUUACUCUGGAUUGUCGUUUCUUAUUUUGUGUAUCAGCUGGGUACUGUGGAGACGCGUAUUCAAGAUGCCCGUCAAGCUUGCAUUGUGGAUAUGGUUCAGAUUUUUCCGUUCAAUUUUAGCCUUUUUUGGGGCAAUUCCAAAAGUACAAGUAGGAAUAGGUUUACAAUCGACGUCUAGUCUAAUGGCGUCCAGUGUAAUAGGAACUGUCGCCACCCCAUCAUCUACGUUGACUGAAACAGUCGAGUCUAUGGUAACAAUGGUCGAAGAUGCUGUAGACGAUGCAUUUUCCAGGAUCCGUGAUGAACUGUGA